AUGAAAGUCCAUCUUGAUUUGGCUUGUGUGAAGUUACGUAAAACAGAAGAUAAGUUAGAGACACUUCAGAAACGGCUGGAAGGGAAAACAUUCAGCACCGUGAUGGCGAGAAACGAAUCUCCCCUUUAUCCUUUCAAAUAUGUGUGGAAAGUUAGUGGUUUUAGUGACAAGAUGAGACAAGCGAAGGCAGGAGAGCAAAGGAAAUUGGAAAGUGAUCCAUUCUACACCGAAGACUAUGGCAACAGACUAAAAUUGAGAAUUUACCCUUAUGGCCGUAAAAGUGCUAGGAGUUCUCACUUAUCGGUGUUCAUUGUUGUAUUGAAGGGUGAAUAUGACGCCAUAUUGCCCUGGCCUUUCAAGAGAAAGAUGAGAUUUACACUGAUUGAUCAACAAGAAGAUCCAGAAAAACAAAAAAACGUUUCUAAGGUAAUUUUUUCGUCCCAUAUAGAAAAUUAUGGGAGACCUGAAAAAGAAGAGAAUUUAGGGCGCGGUUUUCGUAAUUUUUUAUCUCACGAGGAGCUUUAUUCAAGGGGAUACGUUCAAAAUGAUAUGCUGUUUCUUCAGUUUGAGGUUGGCCCGGGUAUCAGACCGGUUAAAAAAAUUAUUUCUUCUAAUUCAAGUUCAGAAAAAGAUGAAAUUACUUCUCGUAGUUCAAGUUCAGAAAGAGAUACAAUUACUUCUGGUUCAAGUUCAGAAAGCGAUACAUCUGACUCAUAG
This is a messenger RNA of Stylophora pistillata, 717 nucleotides long. Its product is annotated as TNF receptor-associated factor 4-like. Gene Ontology annotation, molecular function: tumor necrosis factor receptor binding; ubiquitin protein ligase binding; zinc ion binding. The record is from RefSeq and is a predicted model, not a curated record. Gene Ontology annotation, cellular component: plasma membrane signaling receptor complex. Lineage: Eukaryota; Metazoa; Cnidaria; Anthozoa; Scleractinia; Pocilloporidae. Gene Ontology annotation, biological process: regulation of canonical NF-kappaB signal transduction; regulation of apoptotic process; signal transduction.